AUGAAUAAGCCCAUCUAUCGUGAGUAUUCAAAUCUAAAAGGAGAUGAUGGAGAUCCUAAUAACACCAAGUUGAUCCAAAUCACCGACGACAACAGUAAUUAACCUAUUGAUAAUUCCAUAAAACAUACUAUAAUUGAUUACAACUAAUACUAGGAACCAAUGGUUUUUUCGCCUUCUAACUGUAAUAGUGAGAGAAAAGAGUUGAAAACGGAUACCUAAAAAGAAACUAAAGCUCCUCAACUUAUUAUUUAGAAUAUCAUAGACUCUGACAAACUCAUUGAGAUAAUUACUACUGAUCCCUUCGACAAGGCAGAACCUGUAAAGACCUUAAAGGGCAUGUUGGGUUUGGAGACUGUUUAAUAUCAAAAAAGAAGGAUCAAAUUCAGAAAUCAUACUUAUGAAUUUAAAGUGAGAUAAAGGAAGACUUUCAAUUGGAAAUAAGACACGAUGAAAAAAUGGAAUUACAACCUCAAUAUCAUUCUCUUUGUAAUUAGGCUAUAGAAGAAUGUAAACCAAAAGUAUCAAGCUAAACAUUAAGCUCAAACGCAAAGUUAAGAAAAUGCUAAUUCACAACCUAAUUAAUCUGAAAGCAAAGGAAACAAGAUAUGUAUCUCCAUUUCAAAAUUGAUGUUUGGAAUAUUCUUAGCCAUUGUAAUCAGUUUUAUGUUAUUGCCCUUCAUUUUAAUCUCAGACUUGUUCUUAAGAGUCUACACUUACAAUUGUCUAUAUGUUAAAUAUGCAUGGUCAUAUGAAAACAAGUGUUACCGAAUAGUUCUACUGCUGCAAUUGUAUAUGUAUGCAAUAGCGAUUGUAAUAGCUGUAAUAACCAAUAUCUAUCAGAGCUUGAUUACAACUGUUGA
Paramecium octaurelia is the source of this 860-nucleotide messenger RNA. NCBI's taxonomy places the organism in Eukaryota, Ciliophora, Oligohymenophorea, Peniculida, Parameciidae. The record is from the annotation of a GenBank genome assembly.